ACAGAUGCUCGUGCGUUCCAUAGGAACGAGAGAUUAACCCUAAGUCCCGGGACUGAUUCAUUAAAAAAAAAAAAACAAACCGUAGAAUUUUUUUCAUCAUCUCUUUUGUUUUCAUUUAUUGUUUUGCUAUCUUCAGUUCCCCCACCCAUUUUCUCUGUCAAAAAAGGCAAAAUAUGAGUCGAAAAUUGUCCAUGAGACGGCCGCAAUAGACUUCAUUAAUUUCACAAAUUCUCAUUCGAUUAAUCCCCUAAUCAAUGACGAACAUUUAUUCUGACGCAGCGGAGAUAAAAAUUCCCGCGCAUCUGGAAAAUCCAGCGUAAUUCUAAUUGAGAUAAGUAAAAAGAUAAUCACAGUGAGAAUGAUUCGAUGGACUCUGGAACUUGGGAAGCAAUGUACUAGUCAUUACAGCCUAGCUAUGAAAUUCACAAACUCAGACACGUGCGUUAACAUCGGAAAUACCACGUUCUCCAGCGUUUCGUUAUUGAGAAUUCGAAUACGAAUUCUCAAUAAUUCUCAUUUCUCGAUAGCCAAAAUCUCCGCGCAAUGCACCCCAACCCCAGAACGCCAUGAGAAUGACGGCGAUUUCUAAUGCUUCGAGAGAGAGAAAGCGUUCAAAAAAUGUAUUAAUUUUUUUCCUGCUCAUAAAUCGAUUGGAAUUAACAAAAAAUAAAAAAUAAAAAAAUAAGGAUUCAUGUAAAGAAUGAAAAUGCGGCUUAAUGUAAGGGGGCAGAAUGAGAUGCAAAAUUCCGCGCCCGUAUAUUAUCCAAAUCCGGCGGAAAAAACGACAGCACAAUAUUAUCUUUUUUUAUUCUUCUCAUUUCAAUCGGCCGAUCCCUGGGGAUUGACGCGGAGUCGUCACCGGUUGGCACAGAGUCCCGAUAUGUCGGGACAUGGUUGUGAUACUCCGAUCGUCUCCCUGCCAGACUCCAUUUGCGUAUCACUCGGUCAACUCUCAAACUGCCACGCACUCGUGAGAGAAAAAAAAAAGGAGAGGAAUUUUUUUAUCUCGUCGGUUACUCUUGUUUUCACCACCUUACGCGACCAUUCCGCUCCAUUGGUGGAUCAGUUCCGGAGUGACAGUCAAACGCGCGCCACGUCUUCCUCCUCUCCUUCACUCAAAAUUAUCAUUUUCAAGCUAGAGUUCUGGUUGAGAAGCCCCACUAGAGCACAAGUUGUGAAUGUCUCUUCAUUAGUUUUGCGGAAUAAUUAAUUUUGUCAAAUAUGAUCAACGACACAACAAUAUUUGAUGAAAUGACCGAGGAAAUAUUGUUCUCAGUCCUCGGUUUUAACACAGACAAUCCAGAAAUGUCGUCAUCAUCUCACAACCCUACAUCCCUACCCUGUGAUUAUGAAAUAGCUUGCGGAACCCCUUGGAGUGAAAACUCGGAGAUUGAAAAUCAAUCGUCAUCGGCAAUCGAUUCAAUCGAGUGCUAUACGGAUCUGACGUACUCCCCGGAGGUGCCCUGGAAUGACUGGACAUCGUCAAACACGUCUGUGUCCGAUUGUCUCGGUGAUCUGGGCGAUCUAAACUCAGAGUUCGAUUGGUGUUUAGAUAAGGUGUGGGGAUCGGGUUUGCCGGAGAGAACGCCAAUGUGCACACCAGGCUGUGAGAGAUUUUUGCAUUUACCGCUGAUACAGCCACAACAAUCGUCUCAGUGUUAUCAACCGGAUGAACCACUUUUAGUGCUUGGAAUUGAUCUGAGAUCUUUGGAGAAUAAUCUCGAUAUGGAUUUUAAUAAUAACAGUGUUGGGGAGGAUUUGUUGUUGGUCAAGAGUGCUGAUUCUGCUCUUGCCACUCAUGAUUAUACUAACCGAAAUGUGGAAACUGCUGUUACUGAGGACCGAUGCUUCCCAUGCACUUAUCAGGGCUGUGUCAAGGUAUACGCCAAAGCUUCACACCUGAAAGCCCACCUUCGUCGCCACACAGGGGAAAAACCGUUUGCCUGUACCUGGGCAGGCUGUGGCUGGCGGUUCAGCAGAUCAGAUGAACUCGCACGACACAGAAGAUCCCAUUCAGGAAUCAAACCCUAUCCCUGCGAACUGUGCAGCAAAAGGUUCGCCAGGAGCGAUCACCUCGCCAAACAUCGCAAAGUACAUAGAAAAAAUGCAUACUCCAUGUUCCAACAACACCGCGGAGAUUUGCGCGGAAAAACGAGCAUUAUUACCGAUUUCUAGUACUAACAAUAAUCGGUGGAAGCUAUUCAACAUUUGCCAAAGAAUAUUCCAAAGAUCUUGGGAAGUGAAUAACCCGAACAGUAUCAAAAGCAUUUAGAGAUAGUGAAGUAGGAGAGCUUUUCAGGGGCGUAACUCGAUUUUCUGAAAGAUCAAUCAUUCAGGAUCAUCCAGAUGAUGGAUAUUUUCUUGAUAAAAGACAGCUUCAUUAUUUUUUAAUUUAAUUAGUUAUAGACAGAAUCUAAGAAUAUCCAAAAUCCAUGUGGUUUUUUUUUAUCUUUCAUCGAUGAAAAAAAGAACGAGUCAAUUCAACGCAUAAACAUCCGCUCUUAUUCGAUGGAAUAGCAAAAACGCAGAUACGAUAAUUCCUUGGAUAUUCUCACGAACUCUCUUCAUGAGGCAGUUAGACAUAAUAAAACAUGGGAGUGAAAUUUGCCACGAAUAAUAAAAUUGAUGAAAUAAAAAACUCACGGUGUCCUUAGU
Molecule: messenger RNA, 2655 nt
Organism: Diachasmimorpha longicaudata
Lineage: Eukaryota; Metazoa; Arthropoda; Insecta; Hymenoptera; Braconidae
Product: Kruppel-like factor 3
Exons: 3
Coding region: 1222-2175 (317 amino acids)
Biological process (GO): regulation of transcription by RNA polymerase II
Molecular function (GO): RNA polymerase II cis-regulatory region sequence-specific DNA binding; DNA-binding transcription factor activity, RNA polymerase II-specific
Source: RefSeq, a predicted model, not a curated record